GUCACCACAUGGGCGUACCUUGCUUACAGAAGUUCAGUCACUGACCAUUUUACGAUGAAGCACGUAUUCCCUGUUGCCCACGUAUCCACUGUUGCUCUCGUAGCGAUCCUCGCCGCCGCCACCGUAUCAGCUGCCACCCCAGUCAGUAUCUGUCAAGAUGCGACCUACUCUAUUGCUGGGUCGAUCUGCUCUGGCAACGGCUUAGCGCCUGUCGGACAAAGCUGCCCUCGAGUGGGUGACGUGGCGACCAAGGACUGCCAUCCGUACCUGCCUUCUUGGGACGCCAAGACGUCGACCUGCAUUCUGAAGGAGGACUCUGUCUGUACGAAACUCGCAUCUGGGGCGUGGGGAUGCGUCCUCCCAUCCAUCGGUUGCGGCCAACCUGCAAAGAAGAAGAACAGCAAGCCGUUCGACUGCGAUGCCUCGCAAUCAGCACCGGUGGCUGUGACGUCGUGGGAGUUUUCUGAAAACGACUCGCCCAGCCUUGCAACGGCGUCUGCCGCCUCCGCCCCUGCCUCAUGGUUUGUAGCGUCGACCGCCAAGGUGCAGUAUGAAGUCGGCUGCUUGAACUCUGCCAAGUUCGUCAAGACCACAACCACCGUUGCGCCUACUACUACGCAAUUGCGAACGGCCACUCCAACGUACCCGACGGCGUCCCCAGCGACUACCAUCACGGCCAAGCCAACCACCACUGCCGUCCCUGUUACCACAACCAAGCCACCAAGCACGGCUGCCCCUACCACAUCGAAAGCCACCACCACGGCUACCCCUACCACAUCGAAAGCCACUACCACGGCUACCCCUACCACAACCAAGGCGAUUACGACAGCCACCCCAUUGACCCCAGCGCCUACCACAACACAGGCGCCAACUCCGGCGCCUACCCCUGCACCCACCCCAGUUCCUACUCCUGCGCCUACCCCUUGUCCUACACCGCCCCCCACCCCUGUGCCUACUCCUGCACCAACACCUUGCCCCACAACUGCACCGACGCCUGCCCCUAAUCCCGAGCCCACCACUACGCCGACGGUGACCACGACGACUACUGCUAACCCGACCACCACGACUACUUCAAGCCCCACGACUACUGCUAACCCGAAUACCACGACUGCUUCCCCUUCCACGACUACUUCAAGCCCCACGACGACUACUGCUAACCCGACCACCACGACUGCUUCCCCAAGCACAACCACUGAGGCUCCGAACGGCGUUUAG
This is a messenger RNA of Aphanomyces astaci, 1215 nucleotides long. RefSeq lists its product as hypothetical. The record is from RefSeq and is a predicted model, not a curated record. The transcript has a single exon. Bases 55 to 1215 code for a protein of 386 amino acids. NCBI's taxonomy places the organism in Eukaryota, Oomycota, Saprolegniomycetes, Saprolegniales, Verrucalvaceae.